AUGGCGGCAACGGCAGCGGUAGCGGCGGGCCCGCGGGCUCCUUCGCAGGAGCUUCUGGACGACCUCUGCAGUCGCUUUGUGUUCAACGUGCCAGGGGAGGACCUGGAGUCGUUUGAGCGCAUGCUCUUCUCCAUCGAACAGGCGCAUUGGUUCUAUGAAGACAAGUGUCGUGAGCGGUACACGCCACCUCUGCGCUCAUUCUCCCUCCGCGAUUUCACCAACCUCCUGUUUCAACGUUGCGUAGCAUUGAAGCCCUAUGCAGCAAGGGUGAACGACAUAUACAAUGACUUCACGAGCUACAAGUUCAAAGUGCCCGUCACUGGGGCGAUCAUCCUUGACCAUUCAAUGACCCGGUGCAUACUCGUUAAAGGGUGGCGAACAUCUGCCAGCUGGGGCUUUCCCAAGGGAAAGAAGGGGCUCAAAGAGACGGACGCAGAGGCAGCGGUUAGGGAGGUGUGGGAGGAAACAGGGUUUGAUAUCUCCCCUCUGGUCAACCCGCUAGAGUAUCUGGAGGUGGUGGCAGGGCAGCAGCAGCAGCGCUCGCGCCUAUUUGUGGUGGCGGGAGUUGACUCGCGAUCUGCAAUGUUCCAACCGCAAACAGUCAAGGAGAUCAGCGAGAUCGCAUGGCAUCUGAUAUGUGACCUGGCCACAGCGCAGUGCGACGGAGCACUGCCUGUCUCUCGCACUGUCAGCGGAGCCAAGCUCUUCAUGGUGCAGCCGUUUGUCAGGCCCCUUCUCGAGUGGAUAGACCGCCACCACACGCCGGACUCCCGGCAGCUAGCAGUGCACAUGAUGCCGCAGAACGUUCCAGGAAGCAUCAUCUCUGUCUGGAAGACCAGCAGCGUUCUACCCGCCUCCCCACAAACAUCCCACUCUUUCGCUCCUUCUGCUCCUGCCGUUGCUCCUCCUGCUGCUGCUACUACUGCUACUGCUGGUGCAGCAGCUGCUGCUGCUGCUGCUCCCCUCACUGCCCCUCCUCCCACUGCUGCGCCCCAUCAUCCCACCAUCCAAGCCACCGCCGUCACAGUCCCACACAUUCCCACCGCGUCCCCUUCCUCUCUCCGGCAUCCAGUCUCCUCGCGCCACGUGGCGGCUGCCAGGAAGCAGCUCUUUCCUGCCGAUUCUCCCCUACUGUCCACGUCAGCAUCGUCUGGGCUCCUGCCAGAAUUGACCGACGCCAAUGUGCGGGCCAUGCACGCUGCGUGA
Messenger RNA from Closterium sp. Naga37s-1, 1206 nucleotides. The record is from the annotation of a GenBank genome assembly. NCBI's taxonomy places the organism in Eukaryota, Viridiplantae, Streptophyta, Zygnematophyceae, Desmidiales, Closteriaceae.